UUCACGCGUCCACUUCGCGCUCCGAUUGGCUGACGUUCUGGGCCGGCCAAUCACAGAGUUCCCUGUAGCAGAGGCUUGGCGAGUUCACGCUGUCCGCACGUGCUGCUCGGAGGGUAGCGGGACCCCCGCCCCUCCUGCGGUAUAAAACGGGCCGGGGUUGUUUACAGAAAGAAUCACAGACGGUACCGACAGCCUGGCCCGGUGGCACUUCCAGUUCUCUAAUUUAGCAGCUUCCCUGGUUCAUUAAACCCUUAUUUCAUUUUGUUUUCGCGCCUCGGUGGCGGUUUCUGCACUAACCGGACAUUUCACCGUCGCUCCGUGACACUCUGACCCCUUGACUUCCGGUCCGUUUCGGCCGUCGUCAUGGUUCUGUCCCCGGCCAGCAGGCUGCGGCUGUUCCGGGUGGUGUUUUCCGAACCCGGCCGCGCCUUCUAUAGCAGCGGGGACAAGCUGUCCGGCUCCGUGCAGCUGGAGGCCGAGCAGCCCUGCAGGGUGGACGGCCUCCGCGUCACCGCCGCCGGCUGCGCGCGCGUCCAGCCCCGCAAGAAGCGCGGGAGGAGCCAGGAGGUGGAGUACCUGAAGUACGACGAGGAUGUGCGGCUGGAGGAGGCGCUUAGCCCAGACUCUGACGGCUGCUUCCUGCUUCCUGCUGGUAAAACCUUCAGCUUCCAGUUCGGCUUCGAGCUGCCGCCACCCGGGUGCCUGGUGUCGUCCUUCAGAGGGAAGUUGGGCUCGGUGCGGUAUUACGUGCGGGCCGAGCUGCGCCGCCCGUCCGAGCAUGUCCUGCAGUGUGAGAAGGAAUUUGAGGUGGAGGAGCCGCUGGACGUGAACCGAGCCGACCUGCUGGCGCCGGUGGCAGCCUCCGCUCAGAAGAAAGUCACCUGCAUGUUCAUCCCUGAUGGCCAGGUGUCCAUUAGCGCUCAAAUCGACAGGAAGGGCUUCUGCGAGGGCGAGGACAUCUUCAUCAACGCCAAGUUCGAGAACACGUGCUCCCGCAUUGUGGUGCCGAAGGCUGCCAUCAUCGCCAAACACUCGUAUGCCGUGGACGGACGCACCAAGGUGUUGCGUCAGAAGCUGUCGGCGGUGCGAGGAAACCACAUAAUUUCUGGGAUGUGCGACAUGUGGCAGGGCAGGACCAUCAAGGUGCCCAAACUGAAGCCCUCUCUGCUUGGCUGUGACAUCAUCCAGGUGGACUACGCUCUCAUGAUCUACCUGCACAUCCCCGGCAGCGAGAAGCUGACUCUGGAGCUGCCGCUGGUCAUCGGAACGAUCCCGUUCAGCGGCGUGGGCAGCCGGACGAGCAGCAUGUGUAGCCAGGCCGGCUCCAGCUGGACCUCCUUCCCCUCGGCUCCACCCAGCUACAGCAACAUCCACCGCGACCUCAGGGUGGACGGCCCCCGCACGCCGCUGCUCCACGACUACGAUGGCACCGAGGACGAGGAGGAGGAGGGUGGGCUCAUAAUGAGAGCGCCUGAACUUCACUGCCCCCCUCCCCCCGUAUACAGUGAGGUAGAUCAGAACUCUGAGAACUCCUCUCAGGUGGUUCCCAUCUUCUGAGGACAGCGUCCCCUUUAAACGGUCCAACGGUCUCUCCACCAGGACACGGGUUGAGGGCGGAGCCUCAGCUCUGCCUCGAGAUCUGACCUGACAGCCAUUCCCCUCUGAUUCAGCUGUUUCCUGUCAGUGAAAACAGAGAAAAUGUUUGUUUUUUUUAGAUACUUGUUGUUGCAUUAUUUACUGUAGUAACAGGAAGUUACCUGUGUGUAAGAUUUUGUAAAUAAGAGCCUAUUUUUUAUUUUUUUUAUGUGAUACAUGAGUUGAAAAUGUUUGGGUGUUUUCAGUUUGUUCCCAAACAGCAAAAAUAAAGCGAUCAUGAAGAAUGUU
Messenger RNA from Maylandia zebra (zebra mbuna), 1884 nucleotides. Its product is annotated as thioredoxin-interacting protein. Gene Ontology annotation, molecular function: ubiquitin protein ligase binding. NCBI's taxonomy places the organism in Eukaryota, Metazoa, Chordata, Actinopteri, Cichliformes, Cichlidae. Gene Ontology annotation, biological process: protein transport. The record is from RefSeq and is a predicted model, not a curated record. Gene Ontology annotation, cellular component: cytoplasm.